This is a messenger RNA of Engraulis encrasicolus (European anchovy), 2446 nucleotides long. It is a transcript of the gene olfml1, whose product is annotated as olfactomedin-like 1. NCBI's taxonomy places the organism in Eukaryota, Metazoa, Chordata, Actinopteri, Clupeiformes, Engraulidae. Bases 147 to 1364 code for a protein of 405 amino acids. The record is from RefSeq and is a predicted model, not a curated record. The transcript has 6 exons. Gene Ontology annotation, biological process: signal transduction.
GCUCCUCCACUCACUCCAUUCCACUCCAGUUAUUGAGCACUCAUUGCUUUACUUUGAUGCUCUUGAAGAUACUUUGAAGUCCCCUUCUUAGAGGAGUUCAUCUCCAAUAGAAAGCUGAUGUGAGAAGAGCCCUGUAGGAAGGAGUAAUGUAUAUCCCGAUGGAUCAGCUGGCUACCACUGUGCUCCUCCUGUCUAUAGGCGUGAGCCAGUCGCAGAUGAUCACGCAAGACUUAGCCAUGAUGCAGUACUUUCAGGCCAGGCUCAUACAGCUGGAGGAGCGCCUCAUCAGCUGUGAGCAGAACAUGCAGCUGUACGGCCAGAAGAUCUACGACUUCAGCAGCCGGCUGCACGGCCACCUGAGCAGUGUGGGCGCCCUGAGGGCCGACGUCAAGUCCCAGGUGGAGGGGGUGGGCCUCAGGGUAGACCGCCUGGAGCGGGACAUGGAGUACGUGCAGAGCAAGAUGCCAGACCAGCGAGAGGUGGAGGUGGAAGACGCAUUGCUGGACCAGCAAGUCAGAGAAGCCAAGGAGCUGAAGAAGAGAGUAAAGCUGACAUUGGUGAAUGCUUGUGGCACAGCUCUGACUGAAGUGAAGUCCAUGAAGAUCGUGAAGAAGAGCGGAGACCUGCACGGCUCCUGGAUGAGAGACGCCACCAGCGGCUCGGCUCAGGUCUACUACUUUGACGGCGUGCUGAACGACACCGUGGUGGAGUUCCCCUCCGUAAGAGCCUUCCACGAGGCCAACGCCACCCAUCGGCCCAAUGCCAACGCCAUCAAGCUGCCUCACCGCUGGCAGGGCACGGGUCACGUGAUCCUCAACGGCUCCGUCUACUACCACCAGGCCGGCACCUCCAACGGCAUCGUCAAGGUGGAGCUCCAGAGUGGCAAGGUGACCGACAGCCUCCUGCUGCCCGGGGCCGGCCGUCUGCCCGUCUACUCCCUCUCCCCGCACACUCACCUCCACCUGGCCGCGGACGAGAUGGGGCUCUGGGUCAUCCACGCCGACCCCGAGCUCGGGGGGAACCUGGUGAUGACCAAGCUGGACUCGCGCAGCAUGCACGUGGAGCACUCCUGGGACACCCACUGCAGGAGCCAGGACGCCGAGGCAGCUUUCUUAAUCUGCGGGACCAUGUACGUGGUGUACAACUCGCACCACGGGGGGCGCUCCAGCAUGCGCUGUGUGUAUGACAUCCACGACAGCAUCGUCCACGAGGAGACCCCGCCGCUGUUCUUUCCCAAGGGGUACACCAGCCACGCCAGCAUGCACUACUACCCCCUGGAGAAGAAGCUGUACAGCUGGGACGAGGGAUACCAGACCAUCUACAAGCUGGAUGUCAAGAAGAAAGAGGCAGCCACGCGAGACUGAUGUGUCCAGUUGGGUCAUAAAGCAGGCAUUUAGGAAUGCUGAUGGGGUCGCCGGCAGACCUAUUCACUAUUGUCUGAAAAUACCUAAUUACAUCAUAACAAUGUUGCUAUGACAUUACAGAGAGCCGUAAGUAACAUGUUAACCCAUUGAGGCUGGAUGUUGCGUUGCGCAACAUUGGCCCUGGCGCCUGGAGUUGCAUGACGCAACAUUCAGGCUCAUGAGAUUUAAGACAUUUCUUUUUAAAUCUUGGUAUGUUAGAGCUGAAUGAACAUAUUCUAAUGCAAGAUGAGGGUCUUAGCAACUUAUUGCAUGUUUUUAUGUGCUUCAGAGGCUGAGAUAUUUGGGUUUUUAUAGGCUGAGGGCAACUUUUCUUAAAAAGGGCUUAGGCAUUCAGCAGCCUUUUUUGCAAGUGUUUUAGGCAUCAAUCUGUUAAGACAUAGCCAUUGCAUUUUGGUGACAGUAAGGUUAUAACAAAAGGCUCUGCACUAAGGGGUUAAUGCAGAAUGUGGAGGAGCAUUGAUUUAGCCCUGCUACAAAUGUGUAGAAAUGUUUAAUUUGCAAUGCUAAAGAUUUAAAUAGUUGCCACAUUUUAUUUUGAAGUUUGUAUCACUAAACUGUAUAGCCUACCUGUUUAGAUUCGACUUUGGAUGAAUUAAGUGUGAUGAAAAGUUCAGAGAACUGCAUGCUUACUGAUCCUUACUCUUUACUGAUCUCUGCUGCAGUGAAGUUUUACAGCCAAGUUGAAGUCAGGGCCGUCGUUAGGCCUAUUUCAGGGGGGCUUUAGACCCCUUACAUUAGUAUUAGCCCCCCCUUUAACAAUUUUGCAAAAAACAUUUUUUUUUUUUUUUUUUACAUUUUUCCAAAAGCAAAUGCAGUAAAGCACUGAAUACGAACCACAAAGAAGGCAAGUUAAUCUGAAUACAAGUUCCUGUUUUCUUAUUUAUUGUUUAAUGCCACUUAUAUCCUACUGCACAGCAAUAAAAGCAGGGUGCACAGCAAUAUGUUAUGCGGGGAGGGAAAAUACUCAUAACAUAACAUGAUAAUAUUCAUCAGUUGAAACAUUUUGAAAUGUUUUGUUUAGC